Poeciliopsis prolifica (blackstripe livebearer) is the source of this 6863-nucleotide messenger RNA. It is a transcript of the gene adamts10, whose product is annotated as ADAM metallopeptidase with thrombospondin type 1 motif, 10. Lineage: Eukaryota; Metazoa; Chordata; Actinopteri; Cyprinodontiformes; Poeciliidae. The transcript has 27 exons. Gene Ontology annotation, cellular component: extracellular matrix. Bases 560 to 3895 code for a protein of 1111 amino acids. The record is from RefSeq and is a predicted model, not a curated record. Gene Ontology annotation, biological process: proteolysis; extracellular matrix organization. Gene Ontology annotation, molecular function: metalloendopeptidase activity.
AGGAGACACACCAGCCCGUCGGGGUCCUUGCUGUAAAACUCGCAGAGCUCCCCAGGGCCGCAGUGAGGCUUCCCUCCGGGGAUGCAUUAAAGGAGCCGAGGUUUAGUCUGCCGCCGCCGGCGCCGCCUCCUCUCCGCUCGGCUGCAGGGCGACAGAGGACAGACUCUCACCAGACUCUCCUGCAAGGGGACACGGGCAGAGCAGCGGAGAGAGGCCGAAAAGCUGCCAGCGCUGCUGCUUCACCCCAUCGCAGAAGUCAAGUGUGGUGUUUUCUCUGUCUAUGAGGAGCUUCGCCAUCGCUCAGUGACAGACAGACAGACAGACAGACAGACAGACAGACAGACAGACAGACAGACAGACAGACAGACAGACAGACAGACAGACAGACAUGCUGCAGGUGCAGAGAGUCUCUGAUCAUCCCGCAGCGAUGGCCCGACCCAGCGCUGAGCUGUCCCUCUGCUAGGCGACGGGGCAUCCGACAGGGCAGGAGACAUGUUGGGACAGAGGACCGAGGACCACCGCACUGAAGUCUGUUACUAUAGCAAAUACUGUAGUAACCAUGGAAAAGCUAUGGAGGACUGCUCUGGUCUGCACUGCCGUUGUCGUCCUGGUUGCCACCAAGAUCACAGGAGGUCACAAAGAUGAGUUUGCUAAAUCACAAGCUGCUUUCCUGUCCACCCUAGGCCAGUAUGAGAUCGCCAUCCCAGUACGUGUAGGACCAGUUGGCGAGAUGCUGGACACUAACAGGACAAAAUACCACCAAAGAAGACGACGAAGCACUGAAGACAGGCUGCCUGACUCUCUCUUCUACCAGCUGUCCACGUCGCAGAACAACUUCCUGCUGAACCUGACGCUGCAGGGAGGCCUGCUGUCCCGCCAGUUUAGGGUGGAGUACUGGAAGAGGGGCCAACUAGCCUGGAGUCACCCGUACUCUCCCCAUUGUCAUUACACGGGUCACCUCCAGGACCAGCCGCACUCCAGCAAAGUGGCCCUGAGCAACUGCAACGGCCUGCAGGGGGUGAUUGUUGCAGGGGGAGAGGAGUACCUCAUUGAACCGCUUGUCUCACCAGAUAACCAAACCCGGACAGAGAGGGGGGAGAGGACAGAAGGGCGCCCCCAUGUGGUGUACAAACGCUCAUCACUGCGCUAUCAGUACAAGGGCCGCUCCUGCGGCGUCAUUGACGAGAAGCCAAUGAAAGGCGCGUCGUGGUGGCAGCGGACCCUGAAGACGCCGCCUCACCACGUCGGCCGCGGCCAGCUGCCGCUGAAGCGCUCGGUCAGUCAGGAGCGCUACGUGGAGACGCUGGUGGUGGCCGACAAGAUGAUGGUGGGAUACCACGGUCGCAGGGACAUCGAGCAGUACAUCCUGGCCGUCAUGAAUAUUGUUGCCAAACUGUUCCAUGAUUCUAGUCUGGGGAAUGCAGUCAACAUCGUGGUGACACGACUCAUCCUGCUCAUGGAAGACCAGCCAACACUGGAGAUCAACCAUCAUGCUGGGAAGUCUUUGGACAGUUUCUGUAAGUGGCAGAAAACCAUCCAGCACCGCAGCAGCAGCUACGGGAACGCCAUCCCGGACAACGGCAUCGCUCACCACGACACCGCCGUGCUCAUCACCAGGUACGACAUCUGCAUCCAGAAAAACAAGCCCUGUGAAACUCUAGGUCUGGCUCCGGUGGGAGGGAUGUGUGAGCCAGAGAGGAGCUGCAGCAUCAACGAGGACAUCGGUCUGGGAACAGCCUUCACCAUCGCCCACGAGAUCGGUCACACAUUUGGGAUGAACCAUGACGGGAUGGGGAACGCCUGCAGGCCGCGCAGCCAGGAGACCGCCAAGCUGAUGGCUGACCACAUCACCAUGAAGACAAACCCGUUCAUCUGGUCGGCCUGCAGCCGGGAUUACAUCACCAGCUUCCUGGACUCAGGUCUGGGCUCCUGUCUGAACAACAUGCCGCCAAAGCAGGAGUUUGUUUACCCCACCACCGCCCCGGGUCAGGCCUACGACGCAGACGAGCAGUGCCGCUUCCAGUACGGCAUCCGAUCCCGGCAGUGCAAAUAUGCGGAAGUCUGCAGCGAACUUUGGUGCAUGAGUAAGAGCAACCGCUGCAUCACCAGCAGUAUACCUGCAGCAGAGGGAACCAUCUGUCAGACUAACACCAUAGAGAAAGGGUGGUGCUUCAAACGGGUGUGUGUUGCGUAUGGGACUCGUCCAGAAGGGGUGGAUGGAGGCUGGAGUCUGUGGUCCGCCUGGGGGGAGUGCAGCAGGACCUGUGGAGGUGGAGUCUCCUCCUCCGUCAGACACUGCGAUAGUCCCAGGCCAACCAUUGGAGGAAAAUACUGUCUGGGAGAAAGAAAGCGCUUCAGGUCCUGCAAUAUUGAUGAGUGUCCUGCAGGCUCCAGGGACUUCAGAGAGAUCCAGUGCUCCGACUUUGACAGCACUCCUUUCAGGGGAAAAUUUUACACCUGGAAACCGUACAGAGGAGGUGGGGUGAAGCCCUGCUCUCUCAACUGCCUCGCUGAAGGAUACAACUUCUACACGGAGCGAGCUCCCGCCGUGGUGGACGGCACGCCGUGUCGAGACGACGCACUGGAUGUUUGUGUAAACGGAGAGUGCAAGCACGUGGGCUGCGACCGUGUGCUCGGGUCAGACGUGCGUGAAGACCGCUGUCGGACGUGCGGCGGCGACGGGAGCGGCUGCAUCUCCGUGGAGGGAGUCUUCAACGACUCGCUGCCUGAAGGAGAUUAUGAAGAAGUGGUGAGAAUUCCUAAAGGAUCAGUGUUCAUCCACAUUCAAGAGCUCAACAUUUCCCUCAACUACCUUGUCCUGAAGAGCAAAAAUGACCAGUAUUUUAUCAAUGGGAAGCUCAACAUCGACACGCCUCGAAGGUUCAGCGUUGCUGGGACGAUUUUCCACUACAGGCGGCCCACCGAUGGUCCAGAAACGCUAGAAGCUCUGGGCCCAACGAACAUGACCCUCAUUGUCAUGGUGCUGGUGAGGGAGGACAACCAGGGGAUCCACUAUCGUUUCAACCCGCCUGCCAGCAGGGAACCCAUGAGCGGCUUCGCCUGGCAGUACACGUCCUGGUCCCGCUGCUCAGCUUUGUGUGCGGGAGGUGUACAGAUCCAGCAGGUUGUGUGUAAGAGGCAGUCGGAUCUUUCUGUCGUCUACAAUCACUUCUGUGACAAGAAGAGCAAACCCAAAGAGAAGAGCAGAUCCUGCAACACUGAGCCGUGCUCCCCAAACUGGUGGACAGGAGAGUGGUCGGAGUGCAGCCGCAGCUGCAACGGCGGCCUGCGCACUCGGGAGGUGUUAUGUAAAAGGAGGAUCUCUGCGGUGGAGGAGAAGGUCCUGGACGACUCGGCCUGCAGCUCCACCCGCCCCUCGUUCACAGAGCCUUGCAGCAACCACAGCUGCCCUCCAGAGUGGCUGGCCUUGGACUGGUCUGAGUGCACACCCAGUUGUGGUCCUGGCUACCGACAUCGCGUGGUGUUGUGUAAGAGCGGGGAGAGCGGCGACACAUUGCCAGACUCAAAGUGUCCCAAAAAUGGCCGCCCGACGUCCAGGGUGCGCUGUAACCUGCAGCGUUGCCCUCCUCCUGUCUGGGUGACGGGCCCGUGGGGCGAGUGCUCUGCCAGAUGCGGUCUGGGUCAAGAGAUGCGCUCGGUUCAGUGCCUGGCCCACACUGGCCAGCCAUCCAACGAGUGUCUGGAGCACCAGCGGCCCGCCGCCAUGCAGCAGUGCAAGAGCAAAUGUGACGCCAGUCUGCCCGUCAACUCAGAGAACCCAGAAGAGUGUAAAGAUGUGAGCACUGUGGCGUACUGCCCCCUGGUGCUCAGGUUCAAGUUCUGCAACCGGCCAUAUUUCAGACAGAUGUGCUGUAAGACCUGCCAGGGACACUGACGCUGCUGCGGUCGCAGGGUCAAACAGUAAGACUGAACCUUUUCCACUGAGCCUCGCUGCAGCAGCCUUCACCGUUUCUCCGUCGGUUCAAGCUUGGGCUCCACUGUCGAUGCUGACAAACAGAUCCUGAAAUUAGUCAGAGGGGUGCUUUGUUUUCCUCUCCUCACUGAUAAUCCAGAUUUGAAAUCUCUGGACCAAACAUCGUUCCACUGGAGGAGAGGGUCCAGCGCUGAAACCUGGAGAGGAAGGAGGGAGGGAGGCAGCAGCUGACCCUCUCUUUGCCUCUCUAAACUUUGACUUGGUCUUAAUAUUUUGGUGCUAUGCGUUUAAUUUUGGCUAUGGGACUGGUUUCAGUAAUCUUAAACUCCACUUCUUAUCACUUGAGUGGCCUAAAUGUUUAGCCUGUUAUACGUUUUUAAAACAUCCACUUUGAAAGGAAAUGAUUUUCACGAUAUCUGUGCCCACAACAUUGCAAAAACACAAAAUCUUAUCAAUUAAUUUUGGUCUAGUUUCUAGUGCAAAUAUCUUAGUGCACUUGACAAAACUGACCAACACAUAACUUUUCAACAAGAUAUAUAAGCUUGUUUCAAGCCAAUAGUUCAUUAAAAUUGAUGGAGUUUAUUUAUAAAGUACUUGUUCCAUUGUCAUUGAUGACAAGAUAAAUUUUUCAUGUAUAAGUGAAAUAAUCUGUCUCUGGAAAUGGUACAAUUUCAUAAAUAUGUAGAAAUCAUUGACUUAAAGCUUCUAUACUUCUAAGUUAGUUUCCUUAUUUUAGGUGCACUGAGAUAUUUGCACUAGAAACUCGACCAAAGUACUUUUGUGUUUUUGCAGUGGAAAAGAUUGGCUCCUUUAAUUUGAAAACAUAUUUUGAUGUUAGCUUUUACUUGACUUACUGUUUUUAUGUCUUGUUUUGUUGCAUAUCAGUAUAACCAUUGAGUCCUCGCAGUUAUUCGGUUGUAAGAGCAGAUUUGGAUUUGCACAAAGCGUCUGCAGUCGGAGGACUUGUGUGUUUUGUGUUUCUUGUCCCAUCAUUUGACUUGAUGUCUUUAUGGAAGUUGUGGAAAACGCCUCGGUCUUGCCAUUUGGGUAGUUUCCCCGACAGUUUGUCACCUCUGCAAGGUUAAAUCGCAACACGCAGCAGAGCUUCACUGCAAAUAGUUUCAGAUUGUCAGACUUUGGCACGAAGUCUCAGACAUUAUCAGAUUUCGCUCCGUGCAGCCUGGUUGUAAAGUUUUUGUUUAAUUUUAUUUUUCCCACAUGUGUAAAGGUGCAAAUACUGAGUGGAAACACAGAGCACAGUGAGCCACAGCUCUGCCAACAGGAAGAGGCCAACAGAGGAGAGAGGCAGCCUCACAUUUCUGUCACGUUCUUUACAUCAGAAAAGCUAAUCUGAGAAAUUAAAUGCGUCAUUUAUCAGCCUUUCUUCAGGCAUGACCCCCUUUCAGACAGUUUCCUUCACAAAACUGCAGGUGCUCUGUCUAUAACUUUAAACCAACCUGAUUUCAUUCUAACUGGAACUCUUAUUUCUUUUUAAAGUGGGGAUAUUUAAGACGACUAUCUCGUCUUAAAACACAAAAAAUAGAAAUGUCCGAACCCAAGAGCCCAUUUCAUCUUUUGUGAUUUUGAAUAUUAUUUUAUUUUCUACCUAAGAAAGUUUGGUUAUUUAUUUGACACAGAAUAAGAUUCUGAGAAUAAAACCCUCUGAAUUUUAAAUUAGAAAUCAGAAGAGGCUAAAAUCCUCUUCUGUGUAAAUAAUAGAAAUCUGAUGCACAGUGAUGAGGUAAAUGAGUAUCAAAUAUUUGGAAAAAUGUAAUAAAAGUAAAGUAAUGGGCCUACAGAAUCUCUUCACAAAAUCUUUUCGGAGAUUACGAAAUCACAGCAUUCUGUCAGAAACGCUGACACUGUUUUUUUGUUUGUUUGUUUUGGGGAGGGGAAGAGAAUUGACUCUCGGUUUAUUUUUAACGUGACCCUGAAGUGUCCCACUUUUGGUACGACCUCGUCUGAAGCAGAGCGGAUUUAGUGACGCAUAAACCGCGUUUCUCCGACUCGUAGGGAGAAACAGAAGAAAUGCCGCCUCGGUGUUUUCAGUCUUCGCGCCUCGUGGCCUCGCUGUGACGCUCACUCUGCUCUCUGACCUGCCGGGGUUUAGUUAGAGCAGCUACUUGUUGCGACACUCAAACGUUUCUCUGUGAAGAAAGGAAGUGACGGUCUGUCUUUGUGAGGAUUGGCUGCACUUGUUCCCGUUACUUCUGGUGGUGCUUCGGUUUUGAAUGGUGCUAUUUGUUGACUGUCGUUUGUUCCUCAUGUAUCAUGUAAGCAGUUGUUAAAAUCUUUUAUUUAAAAAUCAACUUGAGCCUUUCUUUUUUUAUAUAUAUUACAGGUCUGCAAGGUAGAACGUAUAGUGAUGAAGUGUAUAAGUGCAGCUGUUUAUAAAGGUUCAUCCACUAGAAGUCCUCUUUGAUUCAUGUCUUCAUUUAUUUGUGUAAUAACUAAUGUUUACAAUGAAAACAUUAAUUACUCAGAGGCCCCGUUUCCUGAAUGCAGUGACGUUAUCCAGCAUGACACACACUUUUCAUGCUUACACAGUGUCUUACAAAAGUAUUUUUAUCCCCUGGAAGUUUGGAUUUUACAUUUCUACAACCACCUAAUCUGAAAAGUGUGGCAUGCUUUUGAAUCAUAUGUAAAAUUUUCUUUCCAGCUGAAAAUCUUCACCAGUUUCUGUAGCUUAGGACUCACUGUUGGAGCUUAAGGAAACAGUCCACAGUAAAACACUUAAGUUACUUGUUCUGGAGUGACUUUAAAGAAAAUAACGCCACAUUUUAAAAUGUCUCAAUUAUGUCUUUACUUGUGAUUUAAUGGGAGACGUGUUGGUUCUCUGGUAAAUAUGUAUAAAACAAGAAAUGAUCAAAUUUAAUUUAAUCAAAUCACUUUUAUUUUAAAACUUGUUUGCAUGUUUUUUUAAAUAAAA